CUCCAGUGGCGGGAAGAAGUUGAUCUAGUUUUCUGCUGCUGUAAAUCAAUUUGUCGAUUUAGUGCCCGUUUUGGGGGCUAAAGGACUGUGAAUCUGAUACUGUAAGUGCAGAGAGACGUCUGGACAACUGGGAUAGUACCAGAAGGUGAUUAUCUGUGGAUUGCUGCCGGCACUAGUUCUAAGCUACCGGUAACAUUCACCAUGUUCUCCUGGACAUCCAAGACUGUAGUGCAGUGUCUGCAAAGACCUGCCAGGUGUGCAUUGAUACUUCCCGUUUGCAACAUCGUCGAAAAGUCAAGAAGCUCUGCCUUCCACACGCAGCAAUGUACGAACACUAAAACAGUCCCUGGUGAGCAGGAUGGGACAGUCUCGGACAUGCAGCGAGAAAAGAUUAUCCUGGACGCCGUGUUCGGACCAGUCGUGCCCAACAAAAGGAGGCAAAAGAAAACCCAGCAAACAAAACACAAUGGUGGUACAGAAGAAGGCAAAGACUCAGCCUCUGCUGUUGACGAUGACAUGACAGAAGUACCACCUGCUAACCUGGGCCUGCCUCCUGACUUACAGUAUUUGCUUGCUAUGAAGCAAAAGACCAACAGAUCACAAAGGGCACUGAGGAAGCAGAAAAAAGCUGCAGUAGUUGAUAAUGUGUUGAAAACUUCUUCAGAAGUUAACAGCAGUGAUGAACAGAAUGAUUAUAGCUCUCCAGAAUGUGCUGACUCAAGAAAGAUGCCUCCUAACCGCACCUUGUCUGUACGAAACACUGCAGCGGUAUCCUUUCCACAGUACCCCAUGACAAGUACUCUACCCCGCCCGGAGCCUCCUGUACAGGAGACUCCCAUGACAGUCAAGCCAGAGAGACGGACAGACGUGGAGACCGGAAACAGCGUCCCUGACCUGGGCAUGCCCAGUGUGGGGUCCAUACUGAGGAAGACAAUGCCUCCCGAGAGUGUGCUUGUUCUGGAGAGAUGGAAGGCACGAAUGAUCAGCGAGCUGGGGGAAGAAGGCUUCAAGAAGCUGCAGGAAGACACCUUUAGGGAGGGCCAGGCCAUCCACACAGCCAUCGAUGCCCUUCUGACUGGAACACCUGAGGGAGACUUAACCAUCCCUGAGGAGACCCGGGGCCACUGGGCCAGCAUCCAGCAUGUGCUAGCUGACAUCUCUGACGUCUGCGCUGUAGAGAGUGUUGUGAAACACCCGGAGCUUCAGUAUGGAGGCAUUCUGGACUGUGUUGCCAAGUACAGGGGCCAGUGGUGCCUAGUUGACUGGAAAACCUCCAAGCGACUGAAGCCGACCCUGAAGCAGUGCUAUGACAUUCCUCUACAGGCGACAGCCUACAUGGGUGCUCUCAACUAUGACGACAAUUACAGUUUUCAGGUGGAGAAGGCCCUGCUGGUGAUCGCCUACGGCAACGGGGACAAAGGUCACGCCCACCUGUUGCCCCCUGCUCUCACCGAGCACUACUGGAAACAGUGGCUUAAACGCCUGCACCAGUUCAACGCCAGAUUCAGGCACACAUAACUGUUUAGUAUGGAUGCCACAGUACAUACUGAAACCCUUGCACCAGUUCAAUAUGAGGUUUAGGCACACAUAACUGUUACAGACUGGACACAGUGGCUCAAACGCUUGCACCUGUUCAACAUGAGAU
Messenger RNA from Branchiostoma belcheri (Belcher's lancelet), 1645 nucleotides. Its product is annotated as mitochondrial genome maintenance exonuclease 1-like. Gene Ontology annotation, cellular component: mitochondrion. Gene Ontology annotation, biological process: mitochondrial DNA replication. Gene Ontology annotation, molecular function: single-stranded DNA exodeoxyribonuclease activity. The coding region runs from base 202 to 1518 and encodes 438 amino acids. The transcript has 5 exons. The record is from RefSeq and is a predicted model, not a curated record. Lineage: Eukaryota; Metazoa; Chordata; Leptocardii; Amphioxiformes; Branchiostomatidae.